UUUUAAUUAAAAUUCACACUUUUUCCAAAAUUGAUAUAACUCUACUACUGCCGAGCAAAAGGCGAUUAGGUUCCCUCUCAUCCUUGCUGCUGCCGUUGUUGUGGCCUCUCGCCGCCGACUAGAAUUCCCGUCCUUCUCCCUCCUCUUCAUUUCUUCUUCCAUGGCAACCCUCGAUCCUUCUGUCUUCCCCGACCUCAGAUCCGAAAUUGACAGCAACCCAAGGAAGAGGCUGAAACAGAGGUUUUCUGAUCACAAAACCACGACCGAGCAUGGAUUCCAAAGGAAACUCGAAGAGUACAACCUGAAGUUCAAGAUCACUAAGUCACCUCUAUUGUGGAUGUUAGAUGGGCGUUUUGAUGAUGAUUACUUUCAAGAAUCACAUGAAUCCAGCCAAUUCAGACAGGAGUAUGAGAUGCGGAAAAUGAAGCAGGCAAGAACAAGGUCUGGACAUGAUCUCCGAAGGUUUAGAUGCUUUGAAGAACAUGGCAUCUCAUAUGAACGAGCGGAGACUAUGUUGAACAACCAAAUCAAAAGAUUCAUUUAUGCCCUGGAAGCUGCUGAAUCCGUCUUGCUAAUAGAGUUUUUGAGAUUCUGCGUUCCUGAAUGGUUUUUUGGCGUUGCCGUCCCAAAAUAGAGUGCAAGUGUCCAUGGACCUUGUCAAUCGUAUAUAGCUGCAAGUUUUCACUAUCCCUUAUGGAGGUCUUUAUUGGUGAGAGAGUUUUUCUGUGGAAUGGUCGUGUAUAUUUUGCUAAUGACCCUGGAUCGUUUUUUGUUUGUAUGUAGUUUGGUCGUGGACUUUGAUAUUUUAACCCUCUCUUAACUUUGUAAAGCAGAUGACCAAAAAUCCAAUGCAAAUUACACUCGUCAAGAUUUAAGUUACAAGAAUUCAAGAACAACUUGCAAAUGUUUUGGAAUCAAGCUUUACUUAUAUACUCUCGACUAUCGACC
This is a messenger RNA of Thlaspi arvense, 948 nucleotides long. Lineage: Eukaryota; Viridiplantae; Streptophyta; Magnoliopsida; Brassicales; Brassicaceae. The record is from the annotation of a GenBank genome assembly.